ACCGCGCCUCCCACUGGCCAACCAGUCACUCGACUGGAUAAUCUGUGGGCCACGCUGGUGAUUACAUAACACGAGCCCACGGCGCCCGCCGCCAUGAACGUGGACUACCUGUCGCCCCCAUCUAGCGCUCAAUAGCCUCAUAACGCGCCGUUUUCCUGCCACGGCUCUGGACACUGACCUUGGGUCUGUGUCAUGUGAAGCAUCCUGCGCUGCAGACUGCCGUGGGUGUCACCGCCCGCACGCAGCAGCCUGCAGGCAGCGCUCCACAGCCGCUUCUGUCUAUUCUCAGCGCUGAUGUGAUGAUAAACCAUUGCUCCUUUCCUUUUUCAGUGAUGUUUUCCUGGUUCUCAGUCUCCCCAUUCAGCUAAAGGCAGCCACACCCCCUCACGAGGAGACCACAGUUACCAGGUGACAUGAAAACACAGGCACAUGAACUAAUGAACUGAAGGAAAUCACAGCCCGAGAAUGUCCAAUGAGACGAGGCUUCAGCCGUAUGCCGGCAGAGCUGACGCGUGUGAGGCUCAGCCUCAGGAGAGGACACUGGCUGUGCUGCUGGAGGAGGCUUUGAGGAUCAAAGAGGAGGUGGCAGCGGGCCUGCGGUCCUGCACGGGCUCCGUCCGGGCCCAGGCGCUGUCCCGCCAGCUGCUGGAGACUCACAUACUGACCAUCACGCGCAUCGUGAAGCGGCUCAGCGUCGACAUACAGGCGCUGGAGAGACAGAUCAGCCAGCGUGACUCUGUUACCUCUGGAACAACAUUAGCCAUCCAGCGCCUGGACCAGAAGAAUGGGGAGGCCAUCGGAGACCUGAGAGUGAGAGUGGCCAGGUGUGACGCGAGCAUUUCCAAACUGAGCGCUGACACGAGCUCCGGGGAGCAGCAGAAGGCUCGGCUGCAGCAGGAGGUGACGGAGCUCAGGCUGGCUGUGGAUGCAAAGCUUAAGGAGAUGGAGGUCAAGCUUAAUGGAGCACUAAAAAGACUGGAGGACUUUUUGACAGAACAUUCUCGGAAACAGAGGAAGUCAGUGGCUGAUCUGCAGAGACAAGUAAAACUACUAGAGGACAAGAUGUCGGCUGAGCUAAAGAAAGCCAACGAGCAGACAGAUGUACUGAGGAAAUGCACCGAACAGUUCAGCAGCAUCACCCUGACACAUGCAGAGAAGAACCAGCAGCUCCGCUCACAGCUACAGCACAAAAUGUCUGAGGCAGAGUCCACAUUAGGUGAACAACUGCGUGGUCUGGACGCCCGUCUGCAGAACUCUGAGGCCCAGCGGCAGCAGGCUGAGCGCAGCCAGGAGGACCGUGUGCGACGCCAUGAAACCCGACUCAGUAAGAGGAUGGCCUCAGUGGAGACCAGCCUCCGGCAGGAGCUGCAGCUGCUCAAACAGGAGUACCACAAAGGGUUCCUGUCUGUGCGUGAUGCCAUCGAGUCCCUGCGGCAGAUAGGCGACAUCAAGUCCCGCCUCGACAACGAGAAGCUUCAGAAGGACAUCAGGCACAUCUGCAACAAGGUGGCAGAGCUCAGUGACGUGUGACAUUAUCAGCGGAGAAAGCGCUUCGUGUAACCUGGAGCGAUAGCUUGAAUCUGACUGGAUGACAUGCCAGUGGGAACGGGACGAGUGUCGAGCCCACGGCUGUUUACUUUGCAGCCGUGGGAAACUCACUCUGUCUCUCUGAGAAAGCAUGCAGCGUCGCUAUUAGGAGUUUUUGUAAAAUAGUAUCAGUGACUCAUCAUCAAUUAUUUGACAUUUUAACCAUUUUAAACAUUAAAAUCUGAAAUCACACAAUUGAUAAAGUAACUUGUUUCAAAAA
This is a messenger RNA of Betta splendens (Siamese fighting fish), 1807 nucleotides long. RefSeq names its product family with sequence similarity 81 member B (gene fam81b). The coding region runs from base 466 to 1530 and encodes 354 amino acids. The record is from RefSeq and is a predicted model, not a curated record. The transcript is spliced from 10 exons. Lineage: Eukaryota; Metazoa; Chordata; Actinopteri; Anabantiformes; Osphronemidae.